This is a messenger RNA of Gastrolobium bilobum, 1969 nucleotides long. RefSeq names its product probable cinnamyl alcohol dehydrogenase 1. The record is from RefSeq and is a predicted model, not a curated record. The transcript has 7 exons. Bases 478 to 1545 code for a protein of 355 amino acids. NCBI's taxonomy places the organism in Eukaryota, Viridiplantae, Streptophyta, Magnoliopsida, Fabales, Fabaceae. Gene Ontology annotation, molecular function: zinc ion binding; oxidoreductase activity, acting on the CH-OH group of donors, NAD or NADP as acceptor.
UUUGUUAGCUUUUGAUCUAUGGUCUUCCUAUAUUUUGUUUUUUCGUUUUUUUUUUUUUACUUUGUGUCCGUUGUUUGCUCUGCUUUUGGUUUAACUCUUUUUGCUCAUCAUUUUGUAUUUACAUCAAAAUUAAGAACUGUUUCAUCUCAAAGUCUCACGUACUUGUUACUCUUCUGUAUAAAAUUAAAACAAUCUUGUAGCAAGUGUCUGAGGUAAGGUAACAGUUAACAUCUGUCUACUAUAGGCAAUUGGGUUUGUGUGAGUUUGGGUAUUAGCAUUUUGCAAACAUCAAAUAAUUAUCUCAUCUACAGUUUUGAUAUUGAUGACUUGGGACUACUUUUUCCUGUGAUUAUUACACGCUUCAAUCCAAUAUUUCCAAUAUUAUUUCACUGAGUGUCUAUAGCAAUAUGGCAUUUUCUGUCCCCAACUUCUCUGAUUUAUUAGAAACGACAUGAGGAUAAUGACCUUAGCUAAAUUAUGAGUUCCGAAGGUGUCAGCGAAGAUUGUCUAGGAUGGGCUGCAAGAGAUGCCUCUGGAGUUCUAUCACCUUACAAAUUCAGUCGCAGGACUCUUGGAGACGAAGAUGUUUAUAUUAAAAUUACACACUGCGGUAUUUGUUAUGCUGAUGUAGCUUGGACAAGGAAUAAAUAUAAGAACUCAAAGUAUCCUGUUGUACCUGGACAUGAGAUUGCUGGGAUUGUAACAAAGGUUGGUUCCAAUGUCCACCGUUUCAAUGUCAGUGACCAUGUUGGGGUGGGGACUUAUGUCAACUCAUGCAGGGAUUGCGAGUAUUGUAAUGACAGACUAGAAGUUCACUGUAUCAAGGGUGCUAUUCCUACCUUUAAUGGUGUUGAUUUUGAUGGUACGAUUACGAAAGGAGGAUACUCGAGCUACAUAGUAGUUCAUGAAAGGUAUUGCCACAUUAUACCCGAAAGCUAUCCAUUGGCUUCAGCAGCUCCUUUGCUUUGUGCUGGAAUUACUGUUUAUACUCCAAUGAUGCGCCACAAGAUGAACCAACCUGGUAAAUCGCUAGGAGUGAUUGGUCUUGGUGGCCUAGGUCAUAUGGCAGUGAAGUUUGGAAAGGCAUUCGGUUUGAGUGUGACAGUUAUCAGCUCUAGCAUGUCCAAGAAAGAGGAGGCACUGAGCCUACUUGGUGCAGACAAAUUUGUGGUUUCUUCUGAUCAAGAGCAGAUGAUGGCUCUGGCUAAAUCAUUGGACUUUAUAAUUGACACAGCAUCUGGUGAUCACCCGUUUGAUCCUUACAUGUCAUUGUUGAAGACUUCUGGUGUUUUAGUCCUUGUUGGGUUCCCAAGUGAAGUCAAAUUCAGCCCUGCUAACCUUAUUCUAGGAAUGAGGACUGUUUCUGGAAGUCUUACAGGUGGUACAAAAGAUAUACAGGAGAUGAUUGACUUCUGUGCUGCAAACGGGAUUUAUCCAAAUAUAGAAGUGAUUCCAAUCGAGUAUGUGAAUGAAGCAAUUGAGAGGGUCAUAAAUAAGGACAUAAAAUAUCGAUUUGUAAUAGAUAUUGAGAACUCCCUAAAAUAAUUCUAGAGAAAUAGGAAGUUUCUUACCAAGGUAGAUAUGGUUUGUGAUGGCUUGAGAUAAUUAGUAGUUAGUAGGAAAUUAUUCUAGAAUAUUCUCAAAUAAUAAGAUAUAACGAGGGGAUUGUGAGAGUGUGAAGUAUGCAUGUAUUGAGUGAAUUUGGAUUGAAAUUUGGGGAAGGAUCUCUUUGGGGCUAGGUGUGUUGGUCUUGGAGAGUGAGUGAGGUCUUUUUAGUUUAUUUUUUUUUUGUAUUUUCAUAGUUGUAUUUCCUGUAUAGUUCUUAAUAGAAGUGUUAAUUUACUGUUAAUUGUUGUUAUUCUUGUGUGAAUUGUUGGGUUCCAUCAGUUUGUAAUAGGUAUGAAUUUAUGCCAAAUGGUAGCUUAGAUUCCCAUUUAUACGGUGGGAAAAACUUCUCAACAUGUCCCGU